Messenger RNA from Neltuma alba, 639 nucleotides. RefSeq names its product disease resistance protein RPP2B-like. Bases 1 to 639 code for a protein of 212 amino acids. Lineage: Eukaryota; Viridiplantae; Streptophyta; Magnoliopsida; Fabales; Fabaceae. Gene Ontology annotation, biological process: defense response. The transcript has 3 exons. The record is from RefSeq and is a predicted model, not a curated record.
AUGAGGUUAGAUCUCAAGAUAAGCUAUGAUUGCUUACAAGAUGGUGCUAAGCGUGUUUUCCUAGACAUUGCUUGUUUCUUUAAAAGGAAGACAUUAGAAUUCAUUGAAGACAUACUAGAAGCCUGUGAUGAUGGAGCAAGGUUUUACAUCGAAAUUCUUGUUGAUAAAUUCUUCAUAACUAAUGAUGAAGUUAACAAACGCUUGUACAUGCAUGAUCUAAUACAACAAAUGGCGAAAGAGAUUGGAAACGAUAAUAUUGAAGGAAUAAUACUUGAUCCACCAUAUCAAGAAGAAGUGGUGUGGGAUGGUAUAGCUUUUGAGAAGAUGAAUAAUCUCAAGAUUCUCAUCAUUCGAAAUACUCAGUUUUUAGCCAGUCCUAAGUAUUUUCCAAAGAGUUUAAGAUUACUAGAUUGGAAAGGAUUUCCUUCAACCACUUUACCACCGGCAUUUUCACCUUCGAAACUAAUCUGCUUGAAGUUAUAUGGAAGCCAUUUCAGAUUAGAAAAGCCAUUCAAGUUAUCAUUCAAGUGUAACUUCAUCGAUUUCUUGGUAUUUGGCCCAUUAGACUGGAUCUCUCAUGAUCAUAGGGUGCAAGCCAAGGUAGCAGGCACUAGGUUAUCCCUUCAUAAUACUGUUUAA